AUGAGCUAUCUUGGAUAUCCCCCAAACCAAGAAGAUGAGAGAGAAGCACGCAACGAAGCCGGGUUACUAACGCCGUCUAAGCCAGCAGCUUCGGGGAGGGGCGUCAGCAUCGGCGAGAUACGGAAGGUGGAUUUGGUAGGCCAGGCCGUCACCUCAUUGGGCCUGGCAGAUGUCGUUGAGGCUACACUGGGUAUCCCGACGACACCCGCUGCCCCGUCGAGGCACGUUGACGACACGAAGGAACGGAAAGAUAUGUGCGACCUGUUGCUUUGGUCAUUGACCUUCCGGCAGUGCCAGCUGGAAUCACUACUGCCUGUGGCAGGCUUACUGCACCACCUGGACGGCUUGAUUGGCCUCGGAAUUCACGGGACAGAUGGGCUAGCCCUGGCUGGGAUCGAGCGCGUGCUAGCCGAUGCAAGGUGCCUUUGCACGCUCACUAUUCGCGACUGUGGCCUAGCACGACUACCUCGCCUUCAAAGUGGAUCGAUCGAGGUCUUAGACUUCAGCAACAAUGCCAUUGAAAGCGCGGCGGGCCUAGAGACCCUGUUUCGCCUCCAAGAGCUGAAUUUGGCAGGUAACCGCAUACGCACACUAUCGGAUUUACGACCGUUAUUGCCACUAGGGACUGGCCGCCUGCGGGAGCUGAACUUGGAAAACAAUCCUGUGCAGGAUUCUCCAAGAUAUCGGGAAUCGGUCUUGGCGGUCUUCCCAUCUAUCCAACUUCUCGAUGGGAUCGCAAAAAGUCAAAAAUGGCGGAUGCGAACGGCAACAAAGCCAAACAUGGCGGGGGAGGAAGGUCACAACAGGAGAGCGUGCAGUACACCACCGAGAGUCAGGAAUGCCUUCGCGGAAGGAUAUUUCAGCGAUGGUGCGACUUGGAACUCGAGGAGGGCAGGGCUAAAGGAGUAUUCCAAGUGCGGCUCGGAAGCCCAAACUAGCCAAGUGGGUCAUGUCAUGUAG
Molecule: messenger RNA, 960 nt
Organism: Ectocarpus sp. CCAP 1310/34
Lineage: Eukaryota; Phaeophyceae; Ectocarpales; Ectocarpaceae
Source: the annotation of a GenBank genome assembly